AUGGCAGAAAUAGUUUUCCCUCCAGUUGCCGCCCCAAUCCUCAAUGGCACAGAUGAAGGACUCAUCAGUCUGGAAUUGAAGGAUGGCACAAUUUAUCAAGGAUAUAGUUUUGGUGCGCAGAAGAGUGUCGCAGGAGAAUUGGUCUUCCAGACAGGUAUGGUGGGGUACCCAGAAUCAAUCACUGACCCUUCAUACCGUGGACAAAUUUUGGUCAUUACGUUCCCUUUGGUGGGUAAUUAUGGUGUACCAUCUCGAGAGACCAUGGAUGAACUCCUCAAGGAUCUGCCAGCACAUUUCGAAGCAUCUCAAAUCCACAUUGCAGGUUUGAUUUGCGCUUCGUACGCGGGCGAAGAGUUUUCUCAUUUCCUCGCAACCUCCUCUUUGGGAACAUGGUUGAAAGAGCAAGGUGUCCCAGCAAUCUAUGGUGUUGAUACCAGAGCUUUAACCAAGAGAAUACGAGAAGAGGGUAGUAUGCUUGGACGAAUGUUGUUGCAAAAGAACAUUCCUGCCAAUGGAAACAACAACAUCUCUACUUUAUCCACCAAGGAUUGGAGAUCAUCAUUCGAAGCAAUUGACUGGGUGGAUCCCAAUGCCAAGAACCUUGUCGCAGAUGUAUCAAUUCGCGAGCCAAAAUUAUACAAACCUGAUCCUUCGAAUGCGUUGAAACAUCCUUCUGGUAGACCUAUACGUGUGUUGUGUUUGGAUGUUGGUUUGAAAUAUAACCAAUUGCGUUGUCUUGUAAAGCGUGGUGUGGAAGUUCUCGUUUGCCCAUGGGAUUAUGAUUUCCCAGCUCUCGCCGGCAAGGAUUAUGAUGGUCUAUUCAUCUCCAACGGUCCCGGUGAUCCAGCCAUGAUGGACAAAACUGUCAAGCACAUUCAGUCUGCUUUAAAGGAGAAUCGAACACCAAUCUUCGGUAUCUGCCUUGGACACCAACUUCUCGCUAGAGCUGCUGGUGCUCAAACCGAAAAGAUGAAGUUCGGUAAUCGUGGACACAACAUCCCAUGUACCAACAUGUUGACGGGAAAAUGUCAUAUCACAUCCCAAAAUCACGGUUUCGCUGUCCAAACUAGUUCCUUGCCUUCGGAAUGGGAGGAACUUUUUGUCAAUGCCAAUGAUGGAAGUAACGAGGGUAUCAGACAUGCCAACAGACCAUACUUCAGUGUUCAAUUCCAUCCAGAAAGUACUCCUGGACCAAGGGAUACUGAAUUCCUCUUUGAUGUCUUUAUCAACACUAUCCAAAAGACUCUCGAUGACGAGAAAUUUCUCACCGCACCAGUUGUUUUCCCCAGUGGAGAGAAAGCUGAGAACGAGAAGCUUACACCUAAGGUCAACGUCAAGAAAGUCCUUGUCUUGGGUAGUGGCGGUCUCAGUAUUGGUCAAGCAGGUGAAUUCGAUUACUCUGGAAGUCAAGCUAUCAAGGCUCUUAAGGAGGAAGGAAUCUAUACCAUCUUGAUCAACCCUAACAUCGCUACAAUUCAAACUUCCAAGGGAUUGGCUGAUAAGGUUUACUUCCUUCCUGUCACAGCUGAUUUUGUUCGCAAGGUCAUCAAGCAUGAAAAACCUGAUGCAAUUUACGUCACAUUUGGUGGUCAAACUGCUUUAUCCGUCGGUAUUCAACUCAAGGAUGAAUUUGAAGAACUCGGAGUUCGCGUGCUCGGUACCCCAAUUUCCACUGUCAUCACUACUGAAGAUCGUGAGUUGUUCGCUCGAAGUAUGGAGUCGAUUGGUGAAAAAUGUGCCAAAUCCGCUUCAGCAAACAACGUCGACGAGGCUAUGCACGUCGUAAAGGAUAUUGGCUUCCCAGUUAUCGUUCGUGCCGCGUAUGCUUUAGGAGGUCUUGGGAGUGGUUUUGCAGACAAUGAGCAAGAAUUACUUGAACUUUGCAACAAAGCAUUCGCCGCUAGUCCUCAAGUUUUGAUCGAGCGAAGUAUGAAGGGAUGGAAGGAAAUUGAGUACGAGGUUGUCCGUGAUUGUCGCGACAACUGUAUCACAGUUUGUAACAUGGAGAACUUCGAUCCCUUGGGUAUUCACACUGGAGACUCAAUUGUUGUUGCUCCUUCCCAAACAUUAUCCGAUGAGGAUUACAACAUGUUGAGAACCACAGCUGUCAAUGUCAUUCGCCAUCUUGGAGUUGUUGGAGAAUGUAACAUUCAAUACGCACUCAACCCUGACUCUAAGGAAUACUGCAUUAUCGAAGUCAACGCUAGAUUGUCAAGAUCUUCAGCCCUCGCAUCUAAGGCUACUGGAUACCCAUUGGCUUUCAUUGCCGCAAAACUCGGUCUUAACAUUCCCCUCAACGAAAUUAAGAACUCAGUCACUCAACAGACCUGUGCUUGUUUCGAACCAUCUUUGGAUUAUGUCGUUGUUAAGAUGCCACGUUGGGAUUUGAAGAAAUUCACUCGUGUUUCUACACAACUUGGUUCAUCGAUGAAGAGUGUCGGUGAAGUCAUGAGUAUUGGAAGAACUUUCGAAGAAGCUAUUCAAAAAGCAAUUCGUGCUAUCGAUUUCCACAAUUUGGGUUUCAGUGCAACCAAGGCUUUAAUGUCUAUUGAUGAUGAACUCCAAACACCUUCCGAUCAACGUCUCUUUGCCAUUGCCAAUGCUAUGCAAUCUGGUUACUCUGUUAACAAGAUUUGGGAAAUGACAAAGAUUGAUAAAUGGUUCUUGAACAAGUUGAAAGGAUUGAAUGACUUCAGCAAACACAUGUCAACCUUCAACACUAGCACCAUCUCAUAUGACCAAAUCAAACAAGCCAAGCAACUUGGAUUCUGUGAUAGACAAUUGGCCAAAUUUUGGGACUCCACAGAACUUGCUGUUAGAUUGUUGAGAACCGAAGCUGGUAUUGUCCCAGUUGUUAAGCAAAUUGAUACCGUUGCUGCCGAGUUCGAGGCUCAUACCAACUAUCUUUACAUGACCUACAAUGGAUCUGAGAGCGAUAUCUCUUUCAAUGACCACGGUGUCAUGGUUCUCGGUUCAGGAGUUUACAGAAUUGGCUCUUCUGUCGAAUUCGAUUGGUGUUCCGUUCGUGCUAUUAGAACUCUUCGGGAAUCUGGUUUCAAGACUGUCAUGGUCAACUAUAACCCUGAGACCGUCAGUACUGAUUAUGAUGAAGCCGACAGAUUGUACUUUGAGAACAUCAACCUCGAAACUAUUCUCGAUAUUUAUGAAUUGGAGUCUUCAAGUGGUGUUCUCAUUGCUAUGGGAGGUCAGACACCAAACAACAUUGCUCUUCCACUUCAUCGACAGAAUGUCAAAAUUCUCGGAACAUCACCAGAAAUGAUUGAUACUGCCGAGAAUCGUUUCAAAUUCUCUCGUAUGCUUGACGGUAUUCAUGUUGAUCAACCAACAUGGAAAGAAUUGACUAGUUUCGAGGAUGCUAAAACAUUCUGUAACAAAGUCUCUUAUCCAGUGCUUGUUAGACCUUCAUAUGUACUUUCAGGUGCAGCUAUGAACACUGUUUACUCUGAACCAGAUCUUGAAGCUUAUCUUGCUCAAGCUGUUGAGGUUUCAAGAGAUCAUCCAGUCGUUAUCACCAAAUAUAUUGAAAAUGCAAAGGAAAUUGAGAUGGAUGCUGUUGCAAAGGAUGGUGUUAUGGUUGGCCACUUUAUCUCUGAGCAUGUCGAAAAUGCCGGUGUGCAUUCCGGUGAUGCUACUCUGAUCUUACCACCUCAAGAUCUCGACCCUACUACCAUCAAGAGAAUUGAAGAAGCCACCCGCUUGAUUGGUAAAGCUCUUAACAUCACUGGUCCUUAUAACAUUCAAUUUAUCGCCAAGGACAAUGAUAUCAAGGUCAUCGAAUGUAAUGUUCGUGCAUCUAGAUCGACUCCAUUCGUUUCAAAGGUCAUGGGUGUUGAUCUUAUUGAAAUGGCUACCAAAGCUAUCAUGGGUGUACCAUUCAUGCCAUACCCACCUACCGAAUUGCCUGCAGGCUGCGUUGGUGUUAAAGUACCUCAAUUCAGUUUCUCUCGACUUUCUGGUGCUGAUCCAGUUCUUGGUGUUGAGAUGGCUUCUACUGGAGAAGUUGCUUGUUUCGGUCGUGAUAAGUAUGAGGCCUACAUUAAAGCAUUGAUCUCUACUGGAUUCAAGCUACCAAAGCAAAACAUUCUUCUGUCUAUUGGUUCAUACAAGGAUAAGAAGGAAAUGCUUCCAUCUGUUGUCAAGCUUCAAAAGAUGGGUUACAAACUCUUCGCUACAGCUGGUACCGCAGAUUUCUUACAAGAACAUGAUGUUCCAGUUCAAUACCUCGAAAUUCUCGGAAAGGGUGAGGAUGACCAAAAAUCCGAAUACUCUUUGACUCAACAUCUUGCCAACAACAUGAUUGAUCUUUACAUCAAUCUUCCUUCCAGCAACAGAUAUAGAAGACCUGCAAACUAUAUGAGUAAGGGUUACCAAACUAGGCGUAUGGCUGUCGAUUACCAAACACCUUUGGUAACCAAUGUCAAGAACGCCAAGAUCCUUAUCGAAGCCAUUGCAAGACAUUAUGAUAUGGAAGUCAGCGGAUUUGAUGCUCAAACCAGUCACCGAACUGUUGUUCUUCCUGGUCUUAUCAACAUUGCAUCCUUCGUUCCUGGCAUUACCACUCCUGGUAGCCGUGAUUUCCAAACUGUCACCAAAGCAUCAAUCGCAUCUGGUUUCAGUAUGAUUCGUGUUAUGCCUCUUGGUCUUGAUGGAGCAGUUACUGAUGCUAGAGCAUUAAAGGUAGCCCAACUCAACAGCAAACUUGGUUCAUCUUGCGAUUACAAUUUCUCUGUUGCCGCUACUUCUUCCAACGCCGAUCAAAUUAGUCAAGUCACUGGUGAAGUUGGUUCUCUCUUCAUCCCAUUCAAUCACUUGUCCGAUAACAUCAGCAAGGUAGCUGCUGUUACCGCUCAUUUUGAAUCUUGGCCAUCUUUCAAGCCAAUCAUCACUGAUGCAAAGAUGACCGAUCUUGCAUCAAUCCUUCUUCUCGCAAGUCUCCAUAGCAGAAAGAUUCACAUCACCAAUGUCACCACCAAGGAUGAUAUUGGAUUGAUUGAUUUGGCUAAGCAAAAGGGUCUUCAAGUCACUUGUGAUGUUGCAGUCUACGCUCUUUUCUUCAGUCAAGAUGAUUACCCUGAAGCUUCCUUCCUUCCAACUGCCAAGGACCAAGCAGCAUUAUGGGAACACAUGAACAUCAUUGAUGUCUUUUCCAUUGGUAGCUUACCAUAUCAACUUGCAACUAUUGCAAAGGCAGAGGCAGACGCUGCUGUUGGUAUUGCUGACACUUUGCCUCUAUUGUUCUCAGCUGUUGCAGAUGGUAGACUUACUGUCGAUGAUAUUAAGGCUCGUCUCCAUGAUAAUCCAAAGGAGAUCUUUGAAAUUCACGAUCAAGUCGGAGCUUCCGUAGAGAUUGAGAUUGAUAGACCACACACUGUUAAGCCAGGAGCUGUUUGGUCACCACUUGUUGGAAAGGUUACAAGAGGAGCUGUUCAAAGAGUCAUCUUCCAAGAUAAGACUGCUUGUCUAGAUGGUUUACCAACUCAAGAUGCUAUUGAUGGUAAAGAUAUGUCAUCUCACCUUAUUGAUUUGCAUACAGCACCACAAUCACCACUUGUCAAGGCUCAUCUUGGAUCCCCAGCUAUGGGACCAAGACCUGAUAGCUCCCAUGGAUUAAGAAAGUUCUCUUCAUUUGCUGGUACAUCAUCUUCAGCUAUGCGACCUGCAACUCGUUCAAGGUUUUUGGAUGGUGCUGCCAAUCAAGCACCACAAUUUGGUUCAAUAGCUGAAGAUUUGGGUGCUCCAUUAUACCCUCAACCAACCAUCUCACCAUCUCUACAAACCCUCCUUGGUCAAUCACCAUUCAAGAAUCAACACGUUCUAUCAGUUAAUCAAUUCUCCCGUCAAGAUCUUCAUUUACUUUUCUCUGUUGCUCAAGAAAUGAGAUUGGGUGUUCAACGUGAAGGUGUUCUUUCCAUCCUCAAGGGACGUCUUCUUUGCACAAUGUUCUACGAACCAUCUACUCGCACGUCUGCAUCAUUUGAUGCUGCUAUGCAAAGAUUGGGAGGACGAACAGUUGCAAUUGCUACUUCUCAUUCUUCCACUGUCAAGGGUGAAUCACUUGCAGAUACCAUCCGUACUCUUGGUUGUUAUGGAGAUGCUAUUGUCCUUCGCCACCCUGAAGAGAGCAGUGCUACCACUGCUGCCAAGUUCUCACCAGUUCCAAUCAUCAACGGAGGCAAUGGAAGCAAAGAACACCCAACUCAAGCAUUCUUGGAUUUGUUCACAAUCAGAGAAGAAUUGGGUACUGUUGGUGGUCUUACUAUUACCUUUACUGGUGAUCUUAGAUAUGGUCGCACUGUUCACUCUCUCGUCAAGCUUCUUCAACAUUAUGAUGUUCACAUUCAGCUUGUCUCUCCACAAGCUUUAUCCCUCCCACAAGAAAUCUUGGCACUUAUCAAAUCUAAGCCUGGUCAAUUACUUUCAGUUUCUACUGAGUUGACCCCAGAGAUCCUUGCUAGAUCCGAUGUCCUUUACUGUACUCGUGUCCAAAAGGAACGAUUUGCCGAUUUGGAAGAGUAUGAAAGAUUGAAGGAUAGCUUCAUCAUUGACAACAAGACAUUGCGAAAUGCAAAGAGUUCAAUGAUCGUUAUGCAUCCAUUACCAAGAAACGCCGAGAUUGGAGAAGAAGUGGAUUUCGAUCAAAGAGCUGCAUACUUUAGACAGAUGAGAUAUGGCCUUUACUGUCGCAUGGCAUUGUUGGCUUUAGUAUUAGCCCCGUAG
This is a messenger RNA of Botrytis porri, 6738 nucleotides long. RefSeq lists its product as uncharacterized. Gene Ontology annotation, cellular component: cytosol; cytoplasm. Gene Ontology annotation, biological process: L-glutamine metabolic process; 'de novo' pyrimidine nucleobase biosynthetic process; L-citrulline biosynthetic process. NCBI's taxonomy places the organism in Eukaryota, Fungi, Ascomycota, Leotiomycetes, Helotiales, Sclerotiniaceae. The record is from RefSeq and is a predicted model, not a curated record. The transcript has 3 exons. Bases 1 to 6738 code for a protein of 2245 amino acids. Gene Ontology annotation, molecular function: carbamoyl-phosphate synthase (glutamine-hydrolyzing) activity; aspartate carbamoyltransferase activity; amino acid binding.